AUGGGAUCCAGAGCAGGAAUUUGUUUGACUUCUCCCUCCAAAGAACACACCCCCAGGUCUCUUUGUUUCCAAUUCCCCUAUUCAAAUAGUGAAGCAGAGUAUGAAGAGCUAUCCCACAGACUGAACCUUACUAAGUGGAUGGGUAUCAAGCAGUUGAGAGUCCUUGGAGACUCCGAGUUGGUAGUGAAGCAAGUCCGGGGCCAAUCCGCAGCGAAGCAUGUCCGAAUGCGUUCCUAUCAACACAGGCUAUGGGACCUAAUAGAAAUCUUUGAAGAUUCUAACAUUCAAGGGAUCCCCAGAAGGCAAAAUGUAGUGUUUGACCGAUUGUCUACAGUAGUGUCUCAAUUUGAUCCUGCUUCUGACUUGCUAGAAAAUAAGCACUCUGUUCAAGUCAUCGUGAGGCCAGUAGUUCCAGACAAUGAUUAG
Molecule: messenger RNA, 426 nt
Organism: Cryptomeria japonica (Japanese cedar)
Lineage: Eukaryota; Viridiplantae; Streptophyta; Pinopsida; Cupressales; Cupressaceae
Exons: 1
Coding region: 1-426 (141 amino acids)
Molecular function (GO): nucleic acid binding; RNA-DNA hybrid ribonuclease activity
Source: RefSeq, a predicted model, not a curated record